Molecule: messenger RNA, 2650 nt
Organism: Ceratotherium simum simum (southern white rhinoceros)
Lineage: Eukaryota; Metazoa; Chordata; Mammalia; Perissodactyla; Rhinocerotidae
Source: RefSeq, a predicted model, not a curated record
CUCCCCCCCUGGGUCGGACGCUGCGGAGCCGCGGGCGGGAGGACGGACGGACCGACCGACGGGAGGGACGGGAGGCGAGCAAGAUGGCGCAGACUCAGGGCACCAGGAGGAAAGUCUGUUACUACUACGACGGGGAUGUUGGAAAUUACUAUUAUGGACAAGGCCACCCAAUGAAGCCUCACCGAAUCCGCAUGACCCACAAUUUGCUACUUAACUAUGGUCUCUACCGAAAAAUGGAAAUCUAUCGCCCUCACAAAGCCAAUGCUGAGGAGAUGACCAAGUACCACAGUGAUGACUACAUUAAAUUCUUGCGCUCCAUCCGCCCAGAUAACAUGUCUGAGUACAGCAAACAGAUGCAGAGAUUCAACGUUGGUGAGGACUGUCCGGUAUUUGAUGGCCUGUUUGAGUUCUGUCAGUUAUCUACUGGUGGCUCUGUGGCAAGUGCUGUGAAACUUAAUAAGCAGCAGACGGACAUCGCUGUGAAUUGGGCUGGGGGCCUGCACCAUGCAAAGAAGUCCGAGGCAUCUGGCUUCUGUUACGUCAAUGAUAUCGUCUUGGCCAUCCUGGAACUGCUAAAGUAUCACCAGAGGGUGCUGUAUAUUGACAUUGAUAUUCACCACGGCGAUGGCGUGGAAGAGGCCUUCUAUACCACAGACCGGGUCAUGACUGUGUCCUUUCAUAAAUACGGAGAGUACUUCCCAGGAACUGGGGACCUACGGGAUAUUGGGGCUGGCAAAGGCAAGUAUUAUGCUGUUAACUACCCGCUCCGAGAUGGGAUUGAUGACGAAUCCUAUGAGGCCAUUUUCAAGCCGGUCAUAUCCAAGGUAAUGGAGAUGUUCCAGCCCAGUGCGGUCGUCUUACAGUGUGGCUCUGACUCCCUGUCUGGGGAUCGGUUAGGUUGCUUCAAUCUGACCAUCAAAGGGCAUGCCAAGUGUGUGGAAUUUGUGAAGAGCUUCAACCUGCCUAUGCUGAUGCUGGGAGGAGGCGGCUACACAAUUCGUAACGUUGCCCGGUGCUGGACAUACGAAACAUCUGUGGCCCUGGACACAGAGAUUCCUAAUGAGCUUCCAUACAACGACUACUUCGAAUACUUUGGACCAGAUUUCAAACUUCACAUCAGUCCUUCCAAUAUGACUAAUCAGAACACUAAUGAGUACCUGGAGAAGAUCAAACAGCGACUGUUUGAGAACCUGAGAAUGCUGCCCCACGCACCUGGAGUCCAAAUGCAGGCGAUUCCUGAGGAUGCCAUUCCAGAGGAGAGUGGCGAUGAGGACGAAGAAGACCCUGACAAGCGCAUCUCGAUCUGUUCCUCUGACAAACGAAUUGCCUGUGAGGAAGAGUUCUCGGACUCGGAUGAGGAGGGAGAAGGUGGUCGCAAGAACUCUUCUAACUUCAAAAAAGCCAAGAGAGUCAAAACAGAGGAUGAAAAAGAGAAAGACCCAGAAGAAAAGAAAGGUGGGUUUGGGUUGGAUCUUGAGCCCCAGGCCCUGGAGGAGGAUGAAUUUAUGUGGGGCAUUAGGAGGAGGGAGCUUACUCAGGCCCUGCCAGCUCCUUUGGGGCUCUUCCUCAGCUCCUUGGGCCUUUCACUGGCUCCCGGAAGUGGCAGGGCCCACAAAAGAAAGAAACUCGAUUCGUCAUCUCCACUGGCUAAUUGAGCCCUGCCAGGCUCCAGAGCCAGGGACGUGCCUGGGCUCCCCGUGGUCAGGAGCAUGGCUCUCACAUACCACCCAAGCCCUUUUCCCAGCUCUUCACCCAUUUCCCAGGGGGCUGCCUCCGCCCACCGGGUUCAGGCUCUAGCAGGCUGAGAAACCGGUUCGACUUGUUUCUUCUCAACAGGGCUCACUGGGAGGAUCUGGGAUGGGCUUUUCUCUUUGAACAGUAGUGUUGGGGAAGAGGGUUCAGGGUAGUGAAGAUCCCAUAGGUCUUUCCAGAGGGGCUGCCCUUGGCCAUCCCUGCACUCUUGUGUUCUAGAAGUCACAGAAGAGGAGAAAACCAAGGAGGAGAAGCAAGAAGCCAAAGGGGUCAAGGAGGAGGUCAAGUUGGCCUGAGCAGACCUCUCCAGUUCUGGCUUCUUGCCAAGUUCCCCCACCUUUCUCCCCCAACCCCUCAGAUUUUAUAUUUUCUAUUUCUGUGUAUUUAUAUAAAAAUAUAUUAAAUAUAAAUAUCCCCAGGGACUAGACAGGAACCAGGGCCCUGAGCCCAGGGCACACGUGCUGGGUGAGCUCUUCUAGUAGCUGCCUUGCCACCCAUCCCUCCCCAGUUCUUAAUUUUGAACCAUAGUGGGUGCCAGGUCUGGGUGGAAGGGAUACUCUUAAGCAGCCAUAAGACAAAAUCCUAAAAUGCCAAGUGCCUGCUUAGUAGCUUUGGAAAGGUGUCCUCAUCGAGUAUUCUAGAAGGGGUGGCUGGGUCUUCAGGUACCCUCUAUUCUUUUCAGGCUCCUCAAGGUAACAUCAGCCAUUUUUAGAUUGGUUCUGUUCUCAUCUUCCCACUGGUCCCAGGUGAGCCCAGAAGUUCACACUGCCUGCCCUCUGUCUUCCCCCAAUUCUGCAGGUGGAGAUUGGUAGUCUAGUUUACUUCUUGAGAUACUAUUUUCAUUUUUGUGAGAAUCUUUGUAAUAAAAUGGUACAUUUCUGUACCCUUCUGAGCCUGU